CUAACAGAUGUGAGCAGUGUGAAUCAUUUUCUUCCGUAAACGAUAUAAGUUUAUAUCUUACGUCAACAGUUAAGUUGCACUCAUCUACAUUUUGUGUAAACUUCUCAACAUCCUCUGUACAUUUUGCCUGAUCAUUUUUGUGGGGACAAACUUUUGCCCAGUGAUAAGUGCUUUGACAGACAGCAGUGUGAUCUUCUCCCGAAUUUAUCGAAUGGAUUUGAGCCUGGCACAGUACUUUGAUUUUUUUUAACUAGAUUGUGCAUCACGUUUCACAGCAAAUCGCGUGUAGCAUGCGCAGUCCGGAUCAUUUGAUUCACUAGCUCAUUCUGGCGAUUUAUCAUCAAAGAUUCUCUUCAAGGCGGAUUUCAUGUCACUAAACGUGAGGUCUGAACAAGCGAUUGGUCUGGACCAGAAAACAACUUUAGUAAGGAAACUCAGGAAUCCAAUGCAGAUGUAAUGCAGGUUGAGGAAGCAGCAGCUGGACCAUCAGGGCUUCAGGAAACUCAGAAAUCCAAUGCUGAUGUAAGGCAGGCUGACGAAGCAGCAGCUGGACCAUCAGUGCUUCAGACCACACCUAGUCCAGGGAAAGUGAAGGAGGAGAAUGACUCCACUGCUUUGAGUCAACAUUCAUAUAAUUUCGUAGCAAAAUUUGGUCUACAUGGCGAUGAAUACCACACCAUUCACUGUGAUCAACCUUGCACAGUGCUGGAGGCAAUACAAUCAAAUGAAACAUUGAAGGAGGGGAUUAAGUGUGCCGAUGAGAACGUUAUUAUUCAGCUGGGUAAAGAGGAUAGAGAAUGUAUUGUUGCAACACAUUUCCCUUGUUCUUGUAUCGGGGAUGGUACGUUUCUGUCCAUAGUCUCUGAAUCAGAAAAGGUCGAAGAGACUCAAGGCCGAUCGACAAAACCGAUUGACAAAAAUAUAUAUCCAAAAGACAAAUAUGUGAUCUUCUACAUUGAUAGAGAGGGAGGGAAAUACACCAAAAGAAAGAAGAUCUUUAGAAAUGAUGGUGUCAAAAAAUUCAAGUAUCUCUGUGUUUACGGAAAGAAGGGGAUGACUGUAGAGGAGGCUCUUAAAAGAGAUGGACGCUUCAUUGAUGUUCUUGGCAAGUUCUACCUGUCCAACAAUGAUUAUCCAAAACUCCACACUGUAUGCACACAAAAGGUUAACAACUUGCACCAGAAAAAAUUCAAGAUAUGUCUUCCACGUCGUAAAAGAAAAAAAUAUGAAACACCUGUGGAAGGGCUGAGGCAGUCACCACGGAAAAACCCAUCAAGUAAUUCCCAAAGCAAGUGUGAACCAACACCAGUCUCAGAUGUAGUACAGCAGAGUGGAAUCAGUGUAAAAGCAGCACUGGAAAAGAGAGGGAGCAGUGUCAACACGGAGGAGAUUUAUAAACGACUGCGUCAGCAGUUUCCAGAACUGAAAGAAUGGAUGGAGAGUAGAUUCCCUGGUAAUUCUUAUCAGGAAGCACUGAACCUCAGGAAGGAAAACUUUGGAAAAAUCCUGCAAUCUUUUAGUGAAGUUCACAGAGUAAGGAAGAUGCUCAAACUGGGGGAGUCAGUUUGCAAACUCGUUGUAAAGGAUGUUUGUGAGGGAACGGGCUUUGUGCUGUUUGAUAGUUUUAUCCUGACUAAUGCACAUUUAUUUAAAGGUUAUGACAAAGAAGGAAAACUACAGGAGGAUGUAGAAGUGUUUGCUCGAUUUGGGUAUGGUGACCCUGAGCCAGAAACAAUUUACUCCGACUUUACUGCCAAGAAAACAUUUGUUGACUUUGAUGUCGAGCGUGAUUAUGCCAUACUGGAACUCAACCAUGAGGGCAAGAAAUCCAACCACGAAACAACCACCGUUGUACCACAAGGGCUCCUGAGGACAUUUGGUCCACUGCCUCUUAAUGGCGAAGCCUGUAUUAUUGGUCACCCAGCAGGAGGAGUGAAAAAAAUUGAUCCUACAUGGAUCAUUGAGAUAGAGAACAGAGGAAAGGCUGUUGAGGACUAUUUACAAAAGUACAAAGACCACCCCAUCAUUGUCCAAAUGAUCCGUAAAAUUAUCAAAGACGCAGGCAUUGAAGACAUAAUGAUAAGUGGAAGUAAAGAUAUAGCGACCUACCACACUUUCAUGUACACCGGUGCUUCAGGCUCCCCGGUGGUUGAUGCCCUUGGCAGAGUUUUUGGUUUGCACACCGCAGGAUUUACCUAUAACUUUCCAGACCGGCAGAGUGUGAUUGAGUAUGCCCAACCUGUGCUUGCUAUAUUUAAAAAGUUUGUGGAUAAUCUGAGAGUAAGUGGAAAUAAGGAGCUGUUGGAAAGAGUUGAAAAGGUAGCAAAGGGAAACCCGAACCUAGAAAAAAUAUUGACAGGACCCAGACAGACUACCCAUUCAAUCUUUUGCCGGUCUUUCAAUUGAUCAAAGAUAAUGGCAUUGGUGACAUAAUGAUGAGUGGAUGUUUAGAAGAAGAAGUAGUGACCUACAACACUUUCAUGUAUCACGGUUCUUCAGGCUCCCCGGUGUUUGAUGCCCUUGGCAGAGUUUUUGGUUUGCACACCGCAGGAUUUGUCUAUGGGUUUCCAAAAGAGAAGGGUGUGAUUGAGUUUGCCUGACCUGUGCUUGCUAUAUUUAAAAAGUUUGUGAAUAAUCUGACAAAAAGUGGAAAAAAGGAGCUAUUAGAGAAAGUUAAGAAGGCAAAUAGGAAAACCAGGACCUGAACAAAUAUUUACUCAAGAGAUCACGAGAGGACAGUGAAGGAAAAUAGGUGUUCAGAGCAGAGGCUCCUUAGGCAAGUAGCACACCACAUCUGGCUGUGUAGAUUGUUAUUAAAUCAUUAUAAAAGUGACUGAACACUUAGGAUUGAACACAUUAGACCUGGUUUCUCCGAAGCUGAGCCUCCUGUUUUGUCCAGACUCACCAAAUCCAACUUUGUAUUUUGGGUAAAAUGGAUGCCAACAUGUAUGUUUGAUUUUUGCUCAGCCACUGCAUUCAUAACCAUCCGCUGUAAAUAAUUGUCUGCUUUUAUAGCAUUGAUAUUGCAUUCCAGCCUUACUGUAGAAGCUGUUAGGUGCACUGUCAUUACAACCAUCUACUGUUAACCUGUUUGUGAAAGCUGCAAUUUCAUAAUCAAGUGUUUUACAUUUACAUUUAGUCAUUUCGCAGACGCUUUUAUCCAAAGCGACGUACAAAGUCAAUCAAGCCAUGAGCAAUAGAGACCUAGUAUAACAAUAAAUACUACUUUACAUAAGAAAUAAAAAUUGCAGGAAUGUGACUACUGUUUUAGGCUUUGAUACCUAUUUACUUUCAAUCUCUUGCUAUAUUAUCUUUUCGUUAUAUUAUAAUUAACUUUUUUCGGUUCUCCACACUUUCCUGUCAUUGAUGUUUUUGUUUUCAUUUAGGCUCACUUUACUGUAUGUUACUGUUCCCCCCGUUUCCCCUAUUUAGUCCACUACAAGGGACUGCAACACCGUCUCCACAAAAUAUCCAUGUGUGCUGUAAUUACCUUAUCCUCUCUGUCCUUAUACCACAUAGAAUGACAUUUG
Clupea harengus (Atlantic herring) is the source of this 3530-nucleotide messenger RNA. Its product is annotated as serine protease FAM111A-like. NCBI's taxonomy places the organism in Eukaryota, Metazoa, Chordata, Actinopteri, Clupeiformes, Clupeidae. The coding region runs from base 457 to 2406 and encodes 649 amino acids. The record is from RefSeq and is a predicted model, not a curated record. The transcript is spliced from 6 exons.